Messenger RNA from Lytechinus pictus (painted urchin), 2186 nucleotides. Its product is annotated as NXPE family member 3-like. The record is from RefSeq and is a predicted model, not a curated record. Lineage: Eukaryota; Metazoa; Echinodermata; Echinoidea; Temnopleuroida; Toxopneustidae. Bases 7 to 1731 code for a protein of 574 amino acids. The transcript is spliced from 4 exons.
UCUGAGAUGACGCGAUAUACUCCAUACUGCUUCUUAUUUCUUUCUGCCAUUAUUGGAAUCAUUGGGAACGUGUGGUACUGGGGAAACCACGAAUUUAGGGUACUGAAUCGUCUAAAAGAAAUCAAACCUCGGCCUAAUGGAAAGAUGGCCAUCUCUAACCUGUUCGAUACGUGGUCUGUAGGAAAUGAAACCUUGCGGCAUCACCCUUUAUGUCCCAAUCAAAAAAGGAGACAUUUUCCCCAUUUCUCUUAUCCCCCAGCUACGCCCAGGCAAUGGGUUACAUCAAUGGAUACGACCAAUGCUACCUUCUCCCGAUUCACCAUAGUCAAUCCCAAGGAAAUAUACGCAGUAUGCGACCAACUUGAACUGUUGAUAGAAGCCCGGAACGGUUACAACGAGUCAAAGACUUACGGCGGAGAUUUGUUCCGUGCCAAGAUCUUCACCCAAAACAGUUCAUUCACCGCAGGCUCUGGGUCAGAUGGUGAGGUCAUUGACCUUGGGAAUGGAAAGUACAGUGCCUUCUUUACUCUAAAGUGGUCCGGGAAUGUCCGCAUCAAUGUCACAUUGGCUUUACCCAGCGAAGCUGUGUUCGAACUACAAAACCUCAGGGACACACUUCAGCCUCGAGAGACCUACCUUGGUAAAUUCAGCAAGGGGCUAGGCGGGAAGCAGAUUGAGGAGAAUGUUGAGUGUGGCCAUGUUCCUGUUGACCAUUCGAUUUCCAAGUGUAACUUAUCUGAUCCUAGUGUGGGAUUAACAUGGUUCUGUCAGCGACCUAAAUCGGAUAUGCUUUCUUGCGAAGAUUGGACCCAGUUUAAAACACAGGAAUGGCGGUUCAACAAAAAUAUAGAGGACCAAGGAUUUAGCAAGAGGACGUCUGUCGUUCUUCGACUUUUUGCUCCCAUCACGGGUCUUCCUAGUCACGUGACGGUGACCAGCCAAUCGGAAACUUUGCUUAAAGAACGAAUUGCACGUCUACCAUCAUGUGGCCAGCAGCAUGACCGCUUUCAAGAUGUACCUUGGGUGGCGGGAUUCUAUCAGAAUGGUCGAUGGUUUCCACCACUUUGCAAAGUCAGUCCUAUCUUUCUGGACAAAGAUUGGUGCAUUAAGUGUAUGACUGGAAAACAUUUCUACCUCUUUGGUGAUUCGACAAUCAGACAGGUGUAUACUAAAGUGACUCAUUUUUUAGUCGGUACCCACAGAGAAGGCCAUUGGGUGGAUAGGGAUGAAACCCACAUUGCUCAACACGACAUACACUUAGUUUACAAUUUUCAUCAUAUUCCAAUUCGAAACUUUCAAUGGCAUAAGUUGGAAAGGCUUCAAUUCGUCACCAAAGAACUUGAUAGCAUAAGGUCUAACGAGAAGGCCAUCGUUGUCAUCUGCCUUUGGUCCCAUUUUCAACCGCUGUAUAAAUCCUUUUAUGAGCAGCGGAUAACAGCCAUCGCCAAAGCUGCAAGGAGGCUACUCAACAGAAACCCAAAGGCAAUUGUCAUGUUUAAAGGUGGAAAUACCCAGAAUAACUACGGUGCUAGAACACAGUACUUAAAUGAUCACUACGCACGAGACAAUGAAGAAGCUCUGAGACGUAUCCUCAAAUCUUAUCCAGAGUUUCAUUUUCUUGAUGCAUGGGAUAUGAGCAAAGGACAACUUGCCCUUGCUAAUACACAUCCUCCGGAACCUCACCUUUCAAACUUGGCCAACCAAAUACUGACAAUCGCUUGCCCGGAUUAAAUGCGUCAACUAAACCACAAUCAAAUAGCUUCUCAUUAAAAAUACCAUAUUUUGUCUAUAUUGAGUCAUUUAGCAAAAUAAAUUGGCAGGAAUUAAUGUUCCUAUCCGGGGGGGGGGGGUAAAUAUAUUGCUUUACACAAGCGUGACCAAGGAAUUUCCAAACACCCCCCAAACGAGUUUUUCUCUGUGUGCAAAAUGACCCCCUAAACAAGUUUUUCGCGGGCUUUAUUUACACAUUUUGGCCCCUAAACAAGUUGUCGCCAAAAUAUGACCUCAGGGAAAAAGCUUGGGGAAAAAAACAUACCCUAAACACGUUUGGCUAGUCUUAAAAAAAAAGCUUUGGGGAAAAACAUUUGAUUCUAUAAUGGGUACUGUGAAAUACAGAGUAAAUAUUAAACUGUGGCAUCGUCGCCUGUCAUGUUUCGAUACAUGUAUUGUGCAUUGAUCUGUUUUGU